Messenger RNA from Leucoraja erinaceus (little skate), 5807 nucleotides. RefSeq names its product calcium-binding protein 1-like. Gene Ontology annotation, molecular function: calcium ion binding. The record is from RefSeq and is a predicted model, not a curated record. The transcript has 7 exons. Lineage: Eukaryota; Metazoa; Chordata; Chondrichthyes; Rajiformes; Rajidae. The coding region runs from base 98 to 805 and encodes 235 amino acids.
UCUCUCUUUGCAAAAGAUUAACCUUUGAUGGGACGCUCGGGAGCGAGCAGCCCUCCCCUCCCCUCCCGCUCCAUCCCAACCCACCUGUGAGCAAGACAUGGGCAACUGUGUCAAGUCGCCGCUCAGAAACCUGUCGAUCAAGAUUCGGCAGGAGGACAAAAGCAGCUACAAAGUAGUGAGGAACAGCCGGGACAAAGUGUCGGAAGGGACGGCGGCGCCACCUCCCCCUGCAGCCGACGGCUACCAGGAGCCCCUGCUGGCCCUCACUCACAGCUGCGCCCUUAUGCACAACCUCCUGGGGCCCGCCUGCAUAUUCCUCAGGAAAGGCUUCGCCGAGAGGCAGGCUGACAGAGAACUAGGAGCAGAAGAAAUUGAAGAGCUAAGAGACGCGUUCAAAGAGUUUGACAAGGACAAGGACGGCUUAAUCGGCUGCAAAGAUCUGGGCAACUGUAUGCGGACCAUGGGCUACAUGCCGACUGAGAUGGAGCUGAUCGAACUCUCCCAGCAGAUUAACAUGAACCUGGGCGGCCAUGUUGAUUUUGAUGACUUUUUGGAACUGAUGGGACCCAAGCUCUUGGCAGAGACCGCUGACAUGAUCGGUGUGAAAGAGCUACGGGAUGCUUUCAAGGAGUUCGACACAAACGGGGACGGUGAGAUCAGCACCACGGAACUUCGCGAAGCCAUGAAGAAAUUACUCGGCCAACAGAUUGGACACCGGGAUAUUGAAGAAAUACUGAAGGACGUGGAUUUGAACGGGGACGGGCGCGUUGACUUUGAAGAGUUUGUCCGCAUGAUGUCUCGUUGACCAAGAGGAUGUCACCUUCGGGGCAAAAGGUGGCAUAUAGCCACCAAACGACACAGACUACUGCUGUGUCUUCACACUGUUCUUGAAACUAUUAAACAGCCUUGCCGCCUCCAGAGCAAAACCAUUUUCGUUCCAAGCUUCUGAAGAAAUGCUAAGUGUCCCAACAUGCCGGGGCAUUGUGUUACGAACUGAAAUCAACUCUUUCUACUCCUCCGCUGCUUGGAUCCAACAUUAAACACCAUCCCAGGAUCAUACACUAGUGAUCGCCACCGAGGAGUGUACAUGUGGACGUGGUGGUGAGAUUAUUCUUUAAGUGUGCAAUGCUCAAAAUAAAAUCAGUAACAUAACUGACGGGUGAAAUAUUAAGUUGUAACGAGCUGUUUCACAGUUUGUCCGUCUUCUCUGAGGCUUUGCGGGCUUUGGCCUUUAGCUGAGCGGAAUAUCAAGGGCAAGAAUUAUUUUGUUGUGUUCAUUAAUCACAGUGAUGCCCUUGGGUUCUGUUUGUCUCUGCGCGCUGUUAAUGCAAUGUUCAAACAGACCAGUUGAGAGUUGCAUUGAAGUACUCGAGACGAGAAAUGGGUGGAUUCUCGCAGUAACCAAAGUCCUGACGUAGCUUCAUGGAGGGAAGGAGCCCCUCCCCCCCCCUCCCCAGCUGUUGUUCGAUGGUGCGGUGAUCAGUUGGGGUAUGAAGUCCCAGGAUAUCACGCUGAUAAAUGCAAUGGAAAGGCACCACAACGUUCCCGCUUACUGCGAGCACUGGAGAUCAUGCAGGGAGUGACCCGCAUCUUGACCAAGGGUUUGGUUUGGAUUAAACACUCCCAGCCAUGUCCAUUGACAAUGUGGAUAUUGUGGCCUCAAGUCCCAAACAGAACAGUGACAUUCUUACUUACAACAGGAUACUAUGUAAACAUGGUAACGCAUUGGAAACAGAUUCAUCGUGAAUUUCAGAAGGCAAUUGGAAGAAGUGAAGGGUGCACAGCGAAAGGAGAGGUGUGUGACAACUAAGAGUUGGCUAGCUCAUUCACUACGAGCCGACACGACGCAAACUUAAAGGCCCUCCUGUGCUCUGUGAGUCUACUCUGCUUCAAGGUCAGGGAUGUUAACGGCAGAAUUCCUCCUCCUUUCCAUGCACCAACCUGCCUUAGAUUGCUGCACACUCAGCGGUGGUGAAGCUGGAAUGAAACGCUCAAGAAUAUCCCAUCAACUUCUUCACAGCCUGGUUGCUCUCGGUCUCCUGUUGCCACGAGCACAUUAAGGAGGGAGAUUCAUUCUGGACGGGUUGAAGCUGCUGCACAAACUUCAAUGUUGCCGCUUUGCAUGCACCCCUUCUUCCCCAAACACCAAGAGAGAACUUUGUCACAACUCACUCCGGUUAUCUCCCUCGGAAAUGGACAGUGAAUGACUCGAGAUCAGGGGGUUAAGGAGUUGUCUACAAUGAUCAAACAUUUGAGUGAUUUCGAAGGAAUGAUGGAUGAGAGGCAGUUCCUUCUUCUGCAAUUAUAUUAUGCUUGCAAUUGCAAACUAAAUGUUAUAACUGUUCCAUCAGCGAGUAGUGGGGAUUCUGUCUUCUGUAAAGUGUAGGAAGGAACUGCAGCUGCUGGUCAACACCGAAGAUAGACACAAAAUGCUGGAGUAACUCAGCGGGAUAGAGCGGAGACAAGGAAACUUUUUCUCACAGAGAGCUGUGAGUCUGUGGAAUUCUUUGCCUCAGAGGGCGGUGGAGGCCGGUUCUCUGGAUACUUUCAAGAGGGAGCUCGAUAGGGCUCUUAAAGACAGCGGAGUCAGGGGAUAUGGGGAGAAGGCAGGAACGGGGUACUGAUUGGGGAUGAUCAGCCAUGAUCACAUUGAAUGGCGGUGCUGGCUCGAAGGGCUGAAUGGCCUACUCCUACACCUAUUGUCUAUUGUCUAUUGAUAGGCAGCAUCUCCGGAGAGAAGCAAUGGGUGACGUUUCGGGUCGAGAUUCAACCUGAAACAUCACCCAUUCCUUCUCUCCAGAGAUGCUGCCUGUCCCGCUGAGUUACUCCAGCAUUUUGUGACUGUCUUGUGCAAGGCUGGCCUCUGAAAUGCUGUAUUCUGGACAGAGGAGGUGAGUUCUACAAUUUGAAUAUAAUGUGCUAACCAUAAUGCACAUGUAAUGCACGAAACAAACUGAGACUUUUGUAGCCUUCAGAAUUCAAGGCGGGUUUAGUUUUAAUUUUGAGAUUCAGCGCAGAAACUGGCCCGUCAGCCCACCGAGUCCGCGCCGACCAGCGAUCCCCUCACACUAACACUAUCCUACACACACUAGGGACAAUUUACAAUUUUACCAAGUCUACAGACCUGUAUGUCUUUAGAACGUGGGAAGAAACCGGUGAUCCCGGAGAUAACCCACGCAGGUCACGGGCAGACUCCGCGCAGACAGCAUCCGUAGUCAGGGAUCGAAACCCGGGUCUCUGGUGCUGUCAAGCAGCAAUUCUACCGCUGCAUCACUGUGCCGCAGGUCUUGAUAUUAAAAGGCCAACUUUAGCUCAACAACCUGGCAGUGAUUUGCUUUUCCUCAUUUCCUCUAAGGUUGGGAGUGGACGAUGAUCCAGGUCAAAAUGUUUCAAAAGAAACAUAACAGAGCGUUUUCUGAAAGUAUUUGGAAGAAUUCUGAUGUUAACGUUCCAUUGACAAAGGUGAUGCCAUCGUAGACACAGAUUGCUGGAGUUGCUCAGCUGGUCAGGCAGCAUCUGUGGAGAAGUCUACUUUCAAUAUCUCCAGAGAAGCUGCCUCGACUGCUGAGUUACUCCAGAUUUCAGGAAGCAUUUCCCCAUAUCAGAGGUGGAUAAAAUUGGAUACAAUUGGUUUGCGGGUGGAGGGAAAGAGAUUCAGAGGCCGUGCGAAGGGGACGUUCUUCACCCAGAGUGUGGUUAGUGCCAGAACGCACCUUUGGAUGAUCAGCCAUGAUCACAUUGAAUGGCGGUGCAGGCUCGAAGGGCCGAAUGGCCUACUCCUGCACCUAUUUUCUAUGUCUAUGUUUCUAUGAGAGAGUGGUAGAAGCUGUGUUGCUGACAGCACUCCACAAGUGUCUCCAGGAUCACUUCACAUUGCUUAGACAUAGAAGGCUCUGGAUCACGUUCUGAACAACGGGGUUAAUAUGGAUGGUGGCAUCUGGUCAGCAUGGAUGAGCUGGGCCGAAUGGCCUGUUCCCAUGCUGCACGAUUUUACGAAAGUAACUCCAAGGAUAGUGGGGCCAGUAGUUGAAGGGAAAGGCUUUAAAGUAACAACCUACACAGAGCUUGGUUGGUGAGCAGCUAAAGCGGCACGGUGGCGCAGCGGUAGAGUUGCUGCCUUCCAGUGCCAGAGACCCGGGUUCCAUCCUGACUACGGGGUGCUGUCUGUACGGAGGUUGCACGUUCUCCCCGUGAGCGGGUGGGCUUUCUCUGGAUGCUCUGGUCUCCACCCACAUCCCAAAGGCGACAGGUUUGUAGGUUAUUUGUCCUCGGUAAAAUUGUAAAUGUUCCUGGCGUGUGUGUAGGAUGGUGCUGGCAUGCAGGGAUCGCUGGCCAGCAUGGACCCGGUGGGCCGAAGGGCCUGUUUCCGCGCUGUAUCUCUAAAAGCAGCUCUUGUGAUGGUGUUACUGGAUGGCUGCACGGUAAUUGCGUUUUCAACCUCAUUCCGCUUCACUCUAUGAUCACGGAAAUCACACUUCAACCUAUUUCUUAAGACUAGCAAGUAUUCACUUUGUAUAAUUAUAAUCUGUUGGGAUCAGAUAAUUGGCAGGAUAAUUAAAUUGAUAAUUAAUCUGCCUAAAAUAGUUUAUUUAUGAAUCUCUGCCUGAAGUUGAUUCUCUUUUCUUGGUUUAAUUUAGUUUAGUUUAGCGAUACAGCGUGGAAACAGGGCCUUCAGCCCACCGAGUCCGCAAAGACCAAUGAUCCCCGCUAUUAACACUAACACACACACACACACACACACACACACACACACACACACACACACACACACACACACACACACACACACACACACACACACACACACACACACACACACACACACACACACACACACACACACACACACACACACACACACACACACACACACACGGGCCAAUUUGCAAUUAUUCCAAGCCAAUUAAUCCUACAACCCUCUUUGUCUUUGGGGUGUGGGAGGAAUCUAAAGAUCUCUGAGAAAACCCACGCAGGUCACGGGGAGAACGUACAAACUCCGUACAAGACAAGCACCCAUAGUCAGGAUCGAACCUGGGUUUUUUGGCGCUGUGGGGCAGCAACUCUACCGCUGCGCCACCGUGACGCUGUUUGCUGUCGUGAAUAAUGGACCCCUGUUCUUGUUUGCAAACAUGUUUUUUUUUUAAAUUGUUAUUACAACUGGAACUAAUAUUGUAAUUACACUAAUCAAAGGUCCUAACUUUCCAAGCAGUAGUCAGGGAAUUACAGACCAGAUGGGUUAUGAGUAAUGAAAUAGAACCAGCCAAUUUGUUCUGAGUCUGGUGCUCUUCGACAGAGUCAGAGGGGAGAUUGAAACAGGUUUUAUUUUGCCCUCCCUUCACCCUGCCACCCUCCCCACCCCCUCCCUUUCAACUUCAAUAGAAACAUAGUUGGGAACAUUUAGAUUAGUUUAGAGAAACAGGCCCUUCAGCCCACCCAGUACACGCCGACCAGCGAACUCCACACACUAGAGGCAAUUUUAUCAAGUUAAUUAGCCUACAAACCUGCCCCGGGGAAAAUCCACGCAGGUCACGGGCAGAAUGUACAAACUCCGUACAGACAGCACCCGCGGUCAGGAUCGAACCCGGGUCUCUGGUGCUGUAAGGCAGCAACUCUACUGCUGCGCCACCAUGCUGCCCAGUACUAAGAUUGUGCUUGUAUAUAGUAAUAUUUUUAAUGAACUGCAUGCAAAAAAAAUGAAUGUCACUGUACCUCGGUACAUGUGACAAAGUACCAUUGAACCGUUGAGUAUUGGGACGUCACACACAUAUUUACUGAACAAUUAAAACAACUUUAAGCUUUAUAAACGA